Molecule: messenger RNA, 3877 nt
Organism: Rana temporaria (common frog)
Lineage: Eukaryota; Metazoa; Chordata; Amphibia; Anura; Ranidae
Gene: MYT1
Product: myelin transcription factor 1
Exons: 24
Coding region: 313-3828 (1171 amino acids)
Biological process (GO): regulation of transcription by RNA polymerase II
Cellular component (GO): nucleus
Molecular function (GO): RNA polymerase II cis-regulatory region sequence-specific DNA binding; DNA-binding transcription factor activity, RNA polymerase II-specific; zinc ion binding
Source: RefSeq, a predicted model, not a curated record
CACACACCCCCUACUCUUGGUGGAAGCUUGGUCUCCUAUUGAGAUCGGUCAUCAAGGGAAUGAGGUCCAAGUCAUCACCAUUGCUCGCUGGAAGGGGAAGAAAGCUUUAACUGGGACCCACAAACAGCUUACUAAGGACUGCUCUCCAUCACAGCCUCCUAAGCAUGCACAUCCUCUGACUACUCCCCUUUGAUGUCAUUGUAACAAGAAGAAAAUGAAUUCCAUGGUGAGCUUCUGAACCAAAGGUGGACCCGUGGGGAGAAAAUCAACAGCUGUCUCACAACACCAAGACUAACCAGCCGAGAGUCCAAGAUGAAUGUAGACCAUGAUGAUAACAGGACACGCACACGAUCCAAAAUCAGAGUUAUCCCAGUUAUCCCAGUUGAACUUAUUGGACAGGACUUGAGCUGUCCAACCCCAGGCUGUAUUGGCUCAGGACACAUCAGAACAAAGUACGCACGACACAGAAGUUUACAGAAUUGCCCCCUGGCCCGGAAACGCAAGUUGGAAGACGCAGAGGCUGAGGAGCUCCUAUCAUUAAAGAGGAAGUCUCAUCCUCUCAAACUGGCCAUGGAUGAGGGCUACAACAUGGACAGCGACGUCAGCGAGGAAACAGAAGUGAAAGAUGAAGAAUCAGGAACAGAAGACUCGGAAGGGACAAUAGUAGAAACGGAAGAGGAAUCUGAAAGCACUGAACCCAAAGAGAUUGCAAGCCCUGAACCCAGAGAAGCUGAAAACUCUUCCACGAAAGAGACCUAUGAAGAUCGACCAUCGAACAAUGAGACGCCCACAAAAGCCACUUACAGCAGUUAUCAUGAAAUCAUUGCCAAUUCCCUCUUAAAUCUGGGCCAAAUUGCAAAAGAGACCUUGGUGUCAGAGGGCCACUUGCCAGAAAGUGAAUUGGAAACCCCCAAACUCAUCUCCAGGGUGGUGCAAAUUGUCCAGCCGGAGGUGGAAGAAGCAGCGGUGGAGGAAGUGUGCGACAAAGAGAUCAUCAUUCAGACAGAAGAUGCAGAAGAAAUCAUUGAAGUGGCAAGCGAACGAAGCAGCGAAUCAUGUCUGGAGCCUCGAGAGGACACCAACUCAGAGGAAAUAUGCAAGAAAGACAUCAUGGACGACGAGGAUGAAGAUGAAGAUGAAGAUGAUGAUGACCUUGACGAUGAUGAUGAUGAUGACUUAGAUGAUGAUGAAGAAGAAGAAGAACAUACAUCGGAAAUGAUGACCCAUGAUCCCCCCCGUGCUUCUCAGGCCUCCCCAAAAAUUCACUGUGAAGAACAGUUCAGCCCAAAACCUGAAUACUCGGUCACUGUGGAAGUCAGGUCGGAUGAUGAUAAGGAUGAUGAUAGCCACUCCCAAAAAUCAGCAGUGACCGACGAGUCCGAAAUGUACGACAUGAUGACUCGGGGGAACCUGGGGCUUCUGGAGCAGGCAAUAGCUCUGAAGGCCGAGCAAGUUAAAGUUGUCCGGGAACCGAGCAGGGUGUCGACGGACGGCAUUAAAAGCUUUCAAACCGACGAUAAGCAAAAUAGAUCAAUCGAUACCAUGAGAAAAAACUUUUAUGAUGCAGCAAGACCUGAAAAGCGAGAGAUCAAAUGCCCUACUCCAGGUUGUGAUGGCACUGGCCAUGUCACCGGCCUUUAUCCCCACCACAGGAGCCUCUCAGGAUGUCCCCACAAAGACAGAAUCCCUCCAGAGAUUCUGGCCAUGCAUGAGAAUGUAUUAAAGUGUCCAACGCCCGGAUGUACAGGACAGGGUCACGUGAACAGCAACCGCAACACACACCGAAGUUUAUCUGGAUGUCCUAUCGCUGCAGCUGAAAAGUUGGCUCGGUCCCAUGAGAAGCAACCACAGCCCGGAGAUCUCACCAAAAAUAACACAAAUUCCGACAGGAUACUCAGGCCCAUGUGCUUCGUGAAGCAGCUGGAGAUCCCCCAGUACGGCAGCUACAGACCCAAUAUGGUUCCUUCAACGCCAAGAGCCAAUCUAGCCAAGGAACUGGAAAAGUACUCCAAGGUUACCUUCGAUUAUGCAAGUUUCGACGCUCAGGUUUUCGGCAAACGCCUGAUUGCCCCAAAGAUUCUGACAAGUGAAAACUCACCCAAAGCCUUCAAAUCUAAACCAUAUCCAAAGGCCUCAUCCCCCAACCACAGCCCAUCCAGCAGUUAUGUUAAAAGCACUUCCUCUUCCUCCUCUGGUUUUGACUACACCCACGACGCAGAGGCUGCUCACAUGGCGGCAACAGCUAUCUUGAAUCUUUCCACCCGGUGCUGGGAGAUGCCAGAGAACCUUAGCACGAAACAGCAGGACCUGCCAAACAAAUCAAUGGACAUUGAAGUUGAUGAAAACGGCACUUUGGAUCUAAGCAUGAACAAACAACGGAAACGGGAGAGCGCAUUCCCCAGUAGCAGCAGUUGCAGUAGCAGUCCCAGCAUGAAAUCCCCAGACCAGUCACAACGCCAAAACUGCACAAGUGCCACCAGCAGCAACAUGACAUCACCCCAGUCCAGCCAGACCUCCCGACAGGACGACUGGGAUGGGCCCAUCGACUACACCAAGCCAAAUCGACAGCGGGAAGAAGAGCCAGAAGAAUCCGAACCCGCCGGCGCCUCUUUUGCUUCAUCAGAAGCCGAUGAUCAAGAGAUGCAGGAGGAGAGCUUUGAAGAACGCAAAUAUCCUGGUGACGUCACGCUCAGCAACUUCAAACUAAAGUUUCUUUCCAAGGACAGCAAGAAAGAGAUACUGACAUAUUUUGCUUCUCAACGGGAUUUUCGGCCAGUACGUGAUGGGGGGUGCGCAAGUCCAAAAGGGGGAGACGCUGGAAAAAAGCCAGGAGCUCUCCUGAAUGAUUGCCCAACCCCGGGAUGUGAUGGCAGUGGGCAUAUCACAGGGAACUAUGCCUCCCACCGCAGCCUUUCUGGUUGUCCUCUUGCUGACAAGAGUCUCAGAAAUCUCAUGGCUGCCCAUUCUGCUGAUCUCAAGUGCCCCACUCCGGGAUGUGACGGCUCCGGACACAUUACAGGGAAUUAUGCGUCUCAUCGGAGCUUGUCAGGUUGUCCUCGUGCCAAGAAAAGCGGAAUGAAGGUUACGCCCACGAAAGACGACAAGGACGACCCGGAACUUCUGAAGUGUCCAGUGCCAGGGUGUGAUGGACUGGGACACAUCAGCGGAAAAUACGCGUCUCACCGCAGUGCGUCCGGCUGCCCGUUAGCGGCUCGCAGGCAGAAAGAAGGAACUCUCAACGGAUCUGCCUUUUCCUGGAAGUCUCUGAAAAACGAAGGCCCUUCCUGCCCAACGCCUGGCUGCGACGGAUCGGGCCACGCUAAUGGAAGCUUCCUUACCCACCGCAGCUUGUCAGGCUGUCCUCGGGCUUCUUUUGCUUCCAAAAAGGGAAAACUCUCAGGUGACGAGCUUCUAGGGACAAAAUUCAAAACCAGUGAUGUGUUAGAGAAUGAUGAAGAGAUUAAACAGCUGAACAAGGAGAUUAACGAGCUCACAGAGUCCAACACCGAGAUGGAAUCAGACAUGGUCAACCUACAGUCUCAGAUAACAUCAAUGGAGAAGAAUCUGAAGAACAUUGAAGAUGAAAACAAGGUCAUCGAGGAGCAAAACGAUGCCCUAUUUGUAGAACUUUCUGGACUAAGUCACGCCCUCAUACGAAGUCUUACCAACAUUCGCCUUCCACACUUGGAGCCCAUCAGUGAACAGAAUUUUGAUUCCUAUGUCAACACCCUAACCGACAUGUACAGUAACAAAGAGUGUUACCAAAACCCAGAGAACAAAGCUUUGCUUGAAAAUAUUAAACAAGCGGUUAAAGGUAUUCAGGUCUAAAAAAAAAAAAAAAAAAAGGGAAUAGAUGGACUUUCCCAUUUCGUAUUCA